Molecule: messenger RNA, 8534 nt
Organism: Haliotis rubra (blacklip abalone)
Lineage: Eukaryota; Metazoa; Mollusca; Gastropoda; Lepetellida; Haliotidae
Product: phosphatidylcholine translocator ABCB4-like
Exons: 30
Coding region: 264-4181 (1305 amino acids)
Biological process (GO): transmembrane transport
Cellular component (GO): membrane
Molecular function (GO): ATP hydrolysis activity; ABC-type transporter activity; ATP binding
Source: RefSeq, a predicted model, not a curated record
ACAGGUACUAUAGUGUGGCUAAAUCCAACCAGAUUGGUCACGUGUGUUGACAAUACAAUCGGUAGGUAUUUGACUAUUUUGAAACAAACUAUAGAUCCAAGGCGCUCGCGAUGGUGUGCAUGUGACGUCACUGAUCUAAGUAAUGGUGAAAUGUGCUCUUCGAGAUCUGGGAUAUACCCUAUUGAUAAAUUGAGUUGAUUCAACAGUUUCAACUCGUACGCUGUGGUAAGAUAUUUAUGGUAACGUGAGACGACAGAAACAAAAUGGCAGAACUGAAGUCCUACAAACCAAAGGAAGUCAAUGAAAAUCAAAAUGGAGUUGUAUCAGGUAAAUCAACUCCAACAAAUAUCAGUGAGGUGGAUGUUAAUGAGAAGACAGGUGAGAAUGGCUUAACACCUGUCGAACAAAUAACCACCGCACAUACCCUUCCAGCAUCCGAAAUGAAGAAUGGGAAAGUUGCGGAGGGUGCGCGCAAGGAGAGUGGAGACAGCAGUAAGCUGAUCGAUGGGAAAGAAGAAAACCCUGAUGCCGGUAAACAAGUCGGAGUCUUCGAAGUUUUUAGGUUUGCUGACUGCAUGGAUCGGAUAUUCAUGAUCUUGGGGUCACUGUCGGCUGCUAUACACGGAGUAGCACUUCCAGGCAUGAUCAUAAUCUUCGGCGAGAUGAUCGACAUCUUUGUAAACAACGCCCAGAUAACCGGCAAGGUGGAUUUGAUAAAAGACUUCCUCGACUCUGUGAACCUCACAACAGCCAUUGUGAUAGAGGACCCUACAAUAUUACUGAGUAAAUGUACGGAGUUGGCAGCUUUCUAUGGCAACAACCUGACCUGUACCUCCCUCCAGGGUGAUUUAAGUUCAGUGUUCAUGGACAAGAUGGAGGAAUUUUCUCUCUACUAUGUCUAUAUUGCUCUGGGGGUCAUCGUGUUGGGCUACGGCCAAGUUGCGUUCUGGAUGACUGCUGCCGAAAGACAGUCACAUCGGAUUAGGCUGGCGUUCAUCAAGAACAUCCUCCGCCAAGACAUCAGCUGGUAUGAUGUGAAUGAAGUCGGAGAGCUGAACACCAGAUUGUCAGAUGACAUCAACAAGAUCCAUGAUGGCAUUGGAGACAAGAUGGGUAACUUCCUGCAGUGGUUGGCAUGCUGUCUCGCAGGGUUCAUUAUUGGGUUCUACUAUGGCUGGAAACUCACUCUGGUGAUCCUUGCGAUCAGUCCCGCCUUGGUCGUCUCUGCCGGACUGAUGAGCAGGCUGAUGGCUUCCAUGACCAGCAAGGAGUUAGCAGCGUAUGCCAAAGCUGGAGCUAUAGCAGAGGAGGUCCUUGGUGCCAUCAGAACUGUCGUCGCAUUCGGUGGACAGGAGAAAGAAUGUAACCGGUAUUCAUCUAAUCUACAAGAUGCCAAAGCGUUUGGGAUUCGGAAGGGCUACACCAACGGGCUGUCGCUGGGUUUGGUAUGGCUGGUGAUGUUUUCAGCUUACGCUCUCGGGUUCUGGUACGGCACCAAGCUGGUGAGGGAAGAGCCGGAGAACUACCAGGCUGGAAAGAUGAUCAUUGUGUUUUUCUCUGUGUUGAUUGGUGCCUUCUCCCUGGGAAAUGCAGCUCCAAGUCUACAAGCUCUAGCCACAGCACGAGGAGCGGCAUACACAAUCUACAAACUCAUUGAUCUGGAACCAACCAUAGACAGCAGCUCCCCUGCAGGGAAGAAACCACAGUCAUUGAGUGGAACAAUACGAUUCAGCAACGUCCACUUCAACUACCCCUCCCGUCCAGAUGUUAAGAUCCUGAAUGGCCUGAAUCUGGAGGUUCGUCAAGGCCAGACCGUGGCGCUAGUGGGAGCUAGUGGUUGUGGGAAGAGCACCACUGUCCAGCUUAUCCAGAGGUUCUACGACCCAUCCAGUGGAUCUGUCAUGCUGGAUGGCAAUGACAUUAAAGAUCUCAAUAUCCGUUGGCUACGUGAACACAUUGGCAUCGUCAGCCAAGAACCUAUCUUGUUCGGCACAACCAUCGCUGACAACAUCCGCUAUGGCCACGAGGGCGUCUCGCAGAGCGAGGUAGAAGCUGCUGCCAAAAAUGCCAACGCUCACGACUUUAUCAUGGGCCUCCCGGAGAGGUACGAAACUAUGGUUGGUGAUCGCGGAGCCCAGCUGAGUGGAGGUCAGAAACAGAGAGUUGCUAUUGCCCGAGCUCUAGUGCGAGAUCCCCGUAUCCUUCUGUUGGAUGAAGCAACGUCGGCCCUCGACACCGAGAGUGAAUCUAUAGUGCAGGAUGCACUGGAUCAUGCGCGAGAAGGAAGAACAACCAUUGUUAUCGCUCACCGUCUCUCCACUGUCAGGACAGCGGACAUUAUCGCUGGGUUUGAUGGAGGUGUUAUUACCGAGCAGGGCACUCACGACGAACUGAUGGCCAAACAAGGCAUCUACUACCAGCUUGUUACUAACCAGACCAAAGAAAGUACCAAGGCAAAGAAACCAGAAGAUGAGGCUGCAACACCAGACAUCGCGGAAGCCAGCCGAAGGUCAUAUCGUCGUUCCCCGGACGGACGCAGAGGAAGCAGCGAAGGCAUCGUGUACCAGAAAUCUAUAGAGGAGCAAGACAGGGAUGUGAGAAUGUAUGCCCUCAUCCUCCUGGGGCUUGGAGUCCUGAGCUUGAUUACAAACUUCGCACAGUCCGCUUUCUUUGGCAUUUCCGGUGAGAACAUGACGGUGAGAGUUCGGAGGAAUGUCUUCAAAUCCAUGCUGAGACAGGAAAUCUCCUGGUUUGAUGAUCACAAGAAUAACUUGGGAGCCUUGACUACCAGACUAGCCACAGAUGCUUCACAAGUACAGGGGGCUACAGGUGUCCGACUGGGUAUGGUCGUCAUGAACUUGGCUAACAUGGGCAGCGCUGUUGUCAUCGCCUUCAUCUUCAGCUGGCAGCUUACCCUGGUCAUCCUGGCCUUUGUACCUUUCAUCAUGGCAUCUGGCUUCAUCGAGAUGAAGGUACUGGCUGGAGUUGCCGGCAAGAACAAAGAAGCUCUAGAGGAUGCUGGGAAGGUGGCCAUUGAAGGUAUCGAGAACAUCCGCACGGUUGCAUCUCUGAGUCGUGAACCCACGUUCUACAAAUUGUAUGAGGAGAAGCUGAUGACCCCAUAUAACGCUGCCCUCCGGAAGGCUCACUUGGUUGGAAUAUCCUUUGGGGUGUCCCAAGCUAUUGUCUUCUUCGAACAUGCAGCAGCCUUUUACUUCCGUGCCUACCUCAUUAAAAUUGGAGAAGCAGAUUAUGUAGAUGUCUUCAAAGUAUUUGGUGCUAUUGUAUUUGGUGCCAUGGCUAUUGGACAAGCCAGUGCCUUCGCCCCAGAUGCUGCCAAGGCAACUGUGUCUGCUCAGAGGAUUAUAUUCCUGCUUAACAGUGAACCCACCAUCAACAGCGAGUCCACAGCUGGAGAGAAGCUUGGGGACAACUAUUCAAGUAAGGUCAGUUUGACUGACGUGAGGUUCCGCUACCCUACCCGCCCAGACGUGACAGUUCUGCAAGGUCUGACGGUGGACAUCGAACCUGGUCAAACCCUGGCCUUCGUAGGCAGCAGCGGAUGUGGCAAGAGUACCUCUGUGCAGCUAAUUGAGCGCUUCUACGAUCCUGAAUCCGGUGUCGUGAGCCUGGACAGGUAUGACAUCAAGAAACUGAAUCUCCAGUGGCUAAGAUCUCAGAUUGGAAUUGUGUCUCAAGAACCAAUUCUCUUUGACUCAAGCAUCGCGGAAAAUAUAGCAUAUGGUGAUAACUCAAGGGAGGUAACCAUGGCAGAAAUCAUUGAAGCUGCGAGAGCCGCCAACAUCCACUCCUUCAUCAGCUCACUGCCAGCGGGCUAUGACACCAAUGUCGGAGAUAAGGGAGCUCAGCUGAGUGGGGGACAGAAACAGAGGGUGGCCAUCGCCCGUGCUUUAGUCCGGAACCCCAAGAUCCUGCUGCUGGAUGAGGCUACAUCUGCCCUGGACACUGAGAGUGAAAAGGUUGUGCAGGAAGCCUUGGACAAGGCUCGGGAGGGUCGUACCAGCAUUGUGAUAGCACACAGACUAUCAACAAUACAGAACGCAGACAAGAUCGCCGUCAUCCGACACGGCAAGGUGGCCGAGCUGGGUCGUCACAAUGACCUAAUGGCCAAACAAGGCUUUUACUACAAACUGAACAUGGCCCAAAUUAAACAGAAGUAGACAUUAUACCAAACAUAUCCAUGAUGGCUUUGUACACAGCAGCCAGUAUAAACUUGAACAAAACUCUCCUGGAUGACGUCUGCUCAGGAAGGGGAGGUAACUGCUGUUGAAGAUGGAGCUGAGUGUUUUUGGGAGUGUGUGUGAGAGGUCUGCCUUGCAAUGGUGUGCCAUAUUGCCUCCGUGAGUGCUUUUGUCAAGCCAUUGUUUCUGUUAUCCAUCCUCCAGUACCAAGGAGGAAAUAUGUUUUCUCAUAUAUUCAGUUAGCAUUUGAACCUAAAGAUCAUGUCGUUGGUGAAUUGAAACAUGAUAUUUUCUGGAUUGUGAUAUGUUGUAAAAUGAAGAACAUUCAACUCAAGGAUCACUAACUUGAAGCUGAUGUCUUCUUCUGUAAUAUCAGGAUCUAGCAGAGAUGACAGUAAAUUUCAAGCAUGUGUCAUGGUUGUAAAAUUCUGGUAUACAAAUAUACUGGACAAAAUAAGUUAGGGAUAUUGGUAGUUUUAUGAUUGAUACUUUAACAUAAUUUCAGAAUUUAUAUCUAUCCCUAACUAUUGUUGUCCAGUAUAUAAUUUUCCAUCUUUAAUAGAAUAUUGUGGAAUUGUUUGUUGUCUGCGACCAAAGGUUCAUGUUCUUGGUGGCGUGACUUACAUGUCUUUGUUUAAGUAAGGAUGUUACAACCAGUUAAACUCUGAUGUCGCUUUGAGGAACAUGGCUUAAGUGUUUUAAGGGAUGAGAUGUUUGUAAUAUACAAUUUGACCAUUUUUUCAGGAUAUAUUUAUCAAUGAUCAGGUGACAACUAAUAUAUCAGCACUUUCACCAUUUAAUCAAGUGCAAACAAUGAGUUCAUUUUGACUAAGCAUGUUUUCAAGAGAACCAGUAGAAUCACGUGACAAUCUUAUCUAUGCAUUUAGCCUUAUGUUCUGAUCACUGAAAGGAAAGAUUGGAAAGUCUAGUGUUGGUUUUAUAUGAGUGCACAUUGUACUUCGUCAAACACCAAGCUUCCUUUGCCACUAGAAGACCUUGAUUUGGUGAGGAUAGCUUUAUUAAAGAUGACGUCCUUGCAUUUUGAGCGUGGUCACUAAGUCACUAUUUUCAGCAUUUAUGAUUUUAUCAGAAGUGAUAAACUCUGAUGUUGAUCCUGAUAAUCAGUUUCAAAAAGGUCUUUUUGACAGGAUAUUUUCAUGAAGAUGUAUAUGUUUGAGUUACAUUCAUUAGACUUCACAGCAGAAAUAUGAUACUGUGGAGGUGUCAUGGUGAACCAAAAUUGUAAAUCCUGAUUCAAAAGGUCAGAGAAAAUUAUUCAAAAUGGCUGCUGCUCAAGAUCAUUUCAACAUUUUUGGUUUUGUUUGUCAAGUUUUGUACAUAAAUUAAUCACUUAACCCUCCUUUAGCCGAACAAGCUAUGGGUAUUUCAGAAUUAUUAUCAGGUAGCCGUUUUGCACAUUGAUUUGUUUAUUGUUAUUGAGUGUAGUUUGUCUCAUGUUUUGAGCAAAUGAAAUUUUGACAAUGCUUAUAGUGUCAUUCUGGAGCACAUUUCCUCAAGUACUUGUUCAAAAUUAUUUACAAACCUGAUACAAAGCCAUUGUGAAAAUCUUUCAAAUAUAUUUAGUAUAUCAACAGUAAUUGUUGUUUCCUCCCUGACCUUUUGAAGUGUUAAAGUUUUGACCAUGCCCUGAUUCUUUUUGUUUCGUUUGAAAAAGGUAUUGUACCAUAUUGGAAAAUCUUAAGGGAUGAACAUUUUUGUAUGUCAACUUCUGUAAUAUGAAGGACACACGGUUUUGGAGUGUCUUCUUAUCCCUUCAUGUAACAUGGACUUAAACAAAUCUUCAUAAUGUAUUAAAUUUUCUCACCUGUUAAGUGUUUUAUGCUGUUUCUAUUUUGUACUUAAUAUUAUGUGAAUUUAUUUAAGCAUAAUUUGGUUAUUGCAUAAUCACAUGUAAUGCAUUUGUCCCUCAGCCUGCUGGGACCACAAUAAAUACAGUAUUUGUUCUCCACAAAAACUGGUUUAUUUCAGUGGCAUAAUGCAGAUGUUGCUAAGAAGAGUUAUGUCCCUUUAGUACCAGGAUCUGCUGAUACAAAAACCAGUUUCACCCAGACCAUAUUUUCACAUCGUCAGCAAUGUGUCUUGCUGAUUAGCUUCACAACCUGUUUGAGUCAGCUGAAAGUGAAUACUUUAUCUGUUAACAAUACAGAGUUGUGUCCCUUGUCAAGCCAAGCAUCACCGAUAUUGUAAUGUCUACUAUCUCUAUAACAGGAGCCUAGUGGUUAAAACGUUUGCUCGUCAUUCUCAAGACCCUGGUUCAAUUCCCCACAUGGGUAGAGUGUGUGAAGCCCAUUCCUGGUGUCCCCUGCCGGUAUAUUGCUGGAAUAUUGCUAAAAGCGGCGUAAAACUAAACUCACUCACUCACUCCAACAAUAUUUAACAAUUCUUUUCAGUGUUGUUGUGUAGACAUCUCUGUAUGGAGAUUAUUUUACAACUGUUGAUGAGCUGCAGUGGGACCUGAUUGGAAUGUUAUUUUAUGACAGUAUGAAUGACAAUCAGUCUGUGUCGUGAAAAAAUGAACGUACCUUGCAACAAUACAAGUUUGGAUGAGCGGAAGGCAAAAUUGUUCUUUAAUUUAGACACCUGAUACAUACAUAAGAUAUUUUCCUAUACUUGAGUAAUGGGCGCAAAUGUAUUUUGUCAUGUCUAAAAAAAUUAUCACAUUGUACUGUAUAUACCUUUGACAAUCUUUGAGUACUGUUAAUCAGUCUGCAGUGGCCAAUUGGUUACGUGUAUGAUUCCUUACGUAACCACGGUGAUAUGCCAUGUCCUGAUAUAUCAAUAAAUGUAUAUAGUAUUCACAUAUCAUGCUUUUUGUUAAAAUAAACAUAAUUUAUGUGAAAUAUAAUUAAUAAAUGCAACUAUUGCAUUGGUUACUAAAUACCUCCUUGUGCAUUGUAUGUAUCUAACAUGUGUUGGCCAGUUGAGUAGAUCGAUGCUCAUGCUGUUGAUCACUGGAUUGUCUGGUCCAUGCUUGAUUAUUUAGAGACACUGCCAUAUAGCUGUAAUAUUGCUGAGUGCAGCAUUAAACAACAAACGGACUAAUAUGUGUUGCUUAGUGUGACAAAAUUUAAAGUCUAGGAUGAGAAUCAAAAUGUGUCUUGGGAAUAAUUAUAUUGCAGAAUUGUUUAUAGUUCAUGAAGAGUCCAGGGAAUUUCGUCUGUCCUUUCACCUGUCCGUCCGAAGACAUUGUCGUUCAACUAAUAAACUGAAAACUAUUUUGUUGUAAAUUUUAAUAAUGUUAUUUCAAUGUUUUUAAGAAUUCCAGCAAUUUAAUCCUUUGAGCUUAAUAUUUUGCAUUCGAAAUAAUAACUUGACAACUAUUGGUUAAGUUCUUUUGACCUUUUGGGACCACCUUCGUAGUUUGUAGGAGCGAUGAAGUGCAAAUUUUGAUUAUGAUAUUUUAACUUUUUUCAAGAAUAGCAGCAAUAUAAAAAUUGGAACAAAGAAGUUUGUUCAACCAAUAACGGGAAAACUAUUGGUUGGAUUCUUUUCAAGUAUGGGGACCAUUUUCUGUGUGUGAGCGAGACGUGCAGUGCAGUGCAAAGUUAUAUGUUGAUAUAUUUAAUUGAUUGAAGAUUAUCACAAAAUACCUCUUAAUCUCAGGGAAAACAUCCCAGGAAUUUGUUCAACCUAUAACUUACAAUCAUUUAAUGGAUGUUUUUUCAGAUUUGGGUAAUCACUUCUUAGUUUAUUGGAAGGGUGUACUGCAAAGUUUGAUACAAAUCUUGUGUUUUUGUCAGGAAUAUAUUGUAAAUUGUUGUUCAGCUGAAGUUUGGAGUCAAGGUCAGAGGUAUUAGUGAGCCUGGCUCACAGGAUAAAAAAUAUGUGUUUGAUUUAGAAAAUGCUUUUUGGGCAGAUUUACCUUGAUCAAAUUUGUUUUAUGGUCAAGAAACUGGAAGUGAACAAAAUACAUUGAUCUGGACUCAACUCUUAUUAUGCUUGUACAGGUGGUUUUUUCUUCAUUCCUUUGUUUUCUGAUCUGCCGAUCUUUAAUUUCAUAAAUGUUGAAUGUGAUUAAACAUCAUGAGACCAUCAUUGUUUUAUCCCACCAAGACAAAAUAUAUUUUACCCCAAAACUCUUUUUUGCACCACUUAAAGUCCUGUUGGCAAUAUCUCAGCCAUUUUUGUUUAUUUGAACAAAUCCACCAUAUGUUAUAGUAGGAAAUUCAGAACAGUAUCAUAAGAAGUAACAUAUCACUGAUGACUUUAAAACAUGAUGACCGUAAAUCGUUCCAUCACUGAUUUACUUUCAAACAUGAUGAUCUUAAAUCGAUGCAUCACUGAUUUACUUUCAAACAUGAUGACCCAAAA